This is a messenger RNA of Myotis lucifugus (little brown bat), 5054 nucleotides long. It is a transcript of the gene ADCY10, whose product is annotated as adenylate cyclase 10. Lineage: Eukaryota; Metazoa; Chordata; Mammalia; Chiroptera; Vespertilionidae. The transcript has 32 exons. Gene Ontology annotation, molecular function: adenylate cyclase activity. The record is from RefSeq and is a predicted model, not a curated record. Gene Ontology annotation, biological process: cyclic nucleotide biosynthetic process; intracellular signal transduction. Gene Ontology annotation, cellular component: cytoplasm. Bases 1 to 4839 code for a protein of 1612 amino acids.
AUGAGCGCACAGGGAGAGGAGCAGCAGGACCGGGCCAUCGUCAGAAUCGCCGCUCACCUGCCGGACCUCAUCGUCUAUGGAGACUUCUGUCCCGAGCGGCCCUCUGUGGAUUAUUUUGACGGAGUCUUGAUGUUUGUUGAUAUUUCAGGUUUCACGGCGAUGACUGAGAAGUUCAGUACAGCCAUGUACAUGGACCGAGGGGCAGAGCAGCUGGUGGAGAUCCUCAACCACUACAUCAGCGCAAUAGUGGAGAAGGUGUUGAUUUUUGGAGGAGACAUCUUAAAAUUUGCAGGUGAUGCACUUCUUGCCCUGUGGAAGGUGGAGCGAAAGCAACUGAAAAACAUGAUCACGGUGGUAGUUAAAUGUAGCCUGGAGAUCCACGAGCUGUUUGGGACCCAGGAGUUAGAAGGCCUGGACAUCCGAGUCAAGAUAGGACUGGCUGCGGGCCACAUCACCAUGUUGGUCUUCGGAGACGAGAAACGCAACUUCUUCCUGGUGACUGGCCAGACGGUGGAUGACGUGCGCCUAGCACAGAACAUGGCGCAGAUGAACGAUGUCAUUCUGUCACCGAACUGCUGGCAGCUCUGCGACCGGAGCAUGAUUGAGAUUGAGAGGAUCCCAGACCAGAGAGCAGUUAAGGUUAAUUUCUUAAAACUACCCCCUACUUUUAACUUUGAUGAAUUUUUCACGAAGUGUAUGACUUUCAUGGAUUAUUAUCCUUCUGGAGACCACAAAAACCUCCUGAGGCUUGCCUGCAUGCUGGAGUCUGACCCUGAACUGGAGUCUUCCCUACAAAAGUAUGUGAUGGAAAGCAUAUCAAAACAGAUUGAUGACAAACAGCUUCGGGGUUAUUUGUCUGAGCUCCGCCCAGUGACCAUUGUGUUUGUGAACCUGGUAUUUAAGGACCAAGACAAAGCCGAAGUCAUAGGCUCGUCCAUCCAGGAUGCCUCCGUGCACAUCAAUUCUGUCCUGAGGGACUUCCGAGGCCAAAUCAAUAAAGUUUUCAUGUUUGACAAGGGCUGCUCCUUCCUCUGUGUCUUUGGUUUCCCCGGGGAAAAGGCACCUGAUGAGGUCACUCAUGCCUUAGAAAGUGCUGUGGAGAUAUUCGACUUCUGCUCUCAGGUCCACAAAGUCCAUACCGUUUCCAUCGGCGUGGCCAGCGGGACUGUCUUCUGUGGCAUCGUGGGACACUCUGUGAGGCACGAGUACACAGUCAUUGGCCAAAAAGUCAACAUAGCUGCCAGAAUGAUGAUGUACUACCCAGGAAUCGUGACUUGUGACUCCGUCACCUACAAUAGCAGCAACCUACCAGCCUACUUUUUCAAAGAGCUUCCGAAGAAAGUCAUGAAAGGUGUUGCAGAUUCUGGACCAAUCUAUCAGUGCCUGGGCCUCAACGAGAAAGUCAUGUUUGGUAUGGCCUACCUCAUCUGCAACAGGAAUGAGGCUUACCCUCUGCUCGGACGUGAGAAGGAGCUGAAAUACUUUAGGUGCAAUAUGAAGGAAUUUCUGAUGUCCAACUGCAGCCGCAUCCUCAUGUACGAAGGCUUGUCGGGCUACGGAAAAAGCCAGAUACUCAUGGAGAUUGAGUACCUGUCCCAAGGUGAGAACCACAGGACUAUUGCUAUUGCCUUGACUAAGAUCAGCUUCCAUCAAACUUUUUAUACCAUCCAGAUACUCAUGGCCAAUGUCUUAGGUCUGGAUGCUUGUAAACACUACAAGGAACGACAGACCAACAUUGAAAAUAAAGUCAAGACACUGUUGGAUGAGAAAUUCCAUUGUAUCUUUAAUGACAUUUUCCAUGUCCAGUUCCCUACCUCACGAGAGGUGUCCAAGAUGAGCAUCUUGAGAAAGCAAAAGCAGCUGGAAGCAUUGUUUAUGAAGAUCUUGGAGAAAACAGUGAAACAGGAAAGGAUUAUUUUCAUCAUCGAUGAGGCCCAGUUUGUGGACAAGACCUCCUGGGCCUUUCUGGAGAAGCUUAUCCAGAACGUCCCUAUCUUCAUCAUCAUGUCCCUGUCUCCGUUCCUCGACGUGCCCUGUGAAGCUGCCAGCGCCAUAAUAAAGAACAGGAACACCACCUACAUCACCAUCGGCGCCGUGCAGCCCGGCGACAUCCGCAACAAGGUCUGCCUGGACCUCAAUGUCAAGGGCAUCCCCAAAGAACUGGACUUGUACCUAGUGGAGGGAAGCUGUGGGAUCCCCUUUUACUGCGAAGAAUUGCUGAAAAACCUUGACCAGCACAGGGUGCUUGUUUUCCAACCGAUGGAGUCUGAGGAAAAGGCAAACGUGACCUGGAAUAACCUGUUCAAGAAUGUUGCUAAGCCAACGGAGCUGUUAAGACCAUUUACUCUCGGUGAUGAUGGAGGUGAGGAAGUCUGCAAACUCGCCAGUGGUGUCAGAUUGAAGAACUUGUCUCCACCAGCAUCACUAAAAGAAAUCUCUCUGGUCCAGCUGGAUAGCAUGAGCCUCUCCCACCAGAUGUUGGUAAGAUGUGCGGCCAUCAUUGGCCUGACCUUUACUACGGAGUUGUUGUUCGAGAUUCUCCCGUGUUGGAACAUGAAGAGGAUGAUCAACGCCCUGGCGACUCUUGUGGAAUCCAACAUCUUUGAUUGUUUCCGGAAUGGCAAGGAGCUCCGGAAGGCUCUAAAGCAGAAUUCCGCCUCGUUUGAGGUGCAUCAUCGCUCCUUGUCUCUGAAGCCCGUUGAAGGACAGGCUCACAGGGAGAGCGAAGCGCUUCAUGAACAGGAGAGCGAGGUCAUUGAGUGCCACAUCAUUCGGUUCUGCAGGCCGAUGAUGCAGAAAACAGCCUACGAGCUGUGGCUGAAGGACCAGAAGGUGGACAUGCACUUGAAAUGUGCCCGCUUCUUAGAAGAAAAUGCCCACAGGUGCGACCAGUGCCACAGUGGGGACUUCAUCCCCUAUCACCAUUUCACAGUGGACAUUCGGCUCAACUCUUUGGACAUGGACUCCAUCAAGAAGAUGGCCAAAUCCCAGGGAUUUAAAACUGAAGAAGAUGUGAUGAACGACAACAAAAGCUAUACUGUUUCUGCGUGUAAUUCCUCCUCUUUAUUUCUGCAUUUGGACAGUUUCGAAGAAAUAAAAGAAAGGAUCCUGAAUUUCUUUGACAUCAUUAUAGCAAAAAUGAGGCCGUCUCAGGAAGACAUCAUCCCCUUGGAGUCGUGCCAGUGCGAGGAGAUCCUGGAGGUGGCCGUCAUGCCGCUGGCCUACCAUUUUCUGGCUCUGGGAGAGAACAGCAAAGCCUUGUAUUACUUCCUCGAGGCCGCGUCCGCGCAUCUCAUCUUGGAGGAUAACUACAUGGCAUACACAUAUUUGAAUGAGGGAGAGAGGUUGCUGAAAAUCCUCAAGAAAGAAAAGUCUUGGAGUCAUACUUUUGAGUCUGCCACCUUCUAUGGCCUCAAAGGUCAGGUCUGUUUUAACAUGGGCCAGAUGGUACUUGCCAAGAAAAUGCUGAAGAAGUCGCUGAAGCUCCUCAACCGAACUUUCCCUUUCAGCUUCAUCUCCAUGUUUUUCUAUAUCCAUGUUGAGAAAAACAAACAUCAUCGUUAUAUGAAUCAGCAGACCCCAGAGAGCUCUCCUCCAGGGAAGAAGCGGCUGGCGGAACUGCACCUGCAGGUCAACUGCUUCUCCCUGCUGUGGAAGAUCUACAGCUUGAACUACUUUUUUCACUACAAGUACUACGCCUACCUGGCAGCUCUGAUGGAAAUGAACACUGCCCUGGAAACACAAGAUGACUUCCAGAUCAUUAAGGCCUACCUGGACUACUCGCUGCAUGAGCAACUGGCCAGCCAGCACAUCAUGUGGUACAAGAACGAAAUCAUGGCCAUGGAGAUCAUCUUAAACCUCCCCCUGAAGGCCGAGGGCAUUGAGAUCAUGGCAUACAUGGCCGACACACUGGGCUGCAACAAGUACUUGAUGGGUCAUUUGGACUUGGCCAUUGACUUAGGCUCUCGGGCCCAGAAGAUGUGGGCACUGCUCCGGAAUCCCUACAAACAAUAUAAGGUCCUCUGCUGGCUCUGUACAAGUCUUCGCCUGAAAACCAAGUACAAGCAGCUGAUCCAGGUGCUGGGGUGGCUGUGGGACCUCUCUGUAUCGGAAGAGCACAUCAUCAGCAAGGCGUUCUUCUACUUAAUCUGCCUGGACACCAUGCUGUACUCUGGGUUUGUUUACAGGACGUUCAACGAGUGUCUGGCAUUCAUCCAGGAAAACGAGGACAACAGGAUCCUCAAGUUCCAGAGCGGGAUCCUCCUGGGACUGCACUCGGGUGUGGCGAUCUGGUAUGCCAGACUCCAGGAGUGGGACGACUUUCAGGUAUUUUUCAAUAAAGCUAAAAACCUAGUGCCAAGAAGGACGCCCACAGCUCUUUACUUCCACGGGGUCUGCAGGUACUUGGAGGCCCAAGUUCUGCACCUUCAGAAGCAAAUCGAAGGGCAGUCUGAGAGCGCGCAGGACAGCGGCGUUGAGCUGCUCAAGAACUUGGAGAGCACGGUGGCUCAGAACACCACGGGCCCCGUCUUCUUAUCGAGGAUGUACCACCUGAUGGCCUACGUGUGCAUACUCAUGGGCGACGGGCAGAACUGUGACCUCUUCCUGAACACAGCCUUGCAGCUCGCGGAGACCCACGGGAACGUGCUGGAGAUGGGCUGGCUGAACCUGAACAGAGAAUGGUGGUACUCAAACUCCGAGCUAGCCAAGGACCAGUGGACGCAGAUGGCCCUGAACCUCCCCUCGUGGGACAGUAUCAUAUCCGGCGACGUAAACGUGCAGGACAUUCAAAAAAACAAAUUCCUCAUGAAAGUGAACAUCCUGGACAAUCCUUUCUAAUGUUUCCUGAGAGAGGAGAGAUUUCAGUGACUCAUCUCCAUUCCCACCUUCCUCUGGCCAGCGCUCCGGGCCCCACACUCCCUCUUCUGCUCACAGAGCCAGGCCUGAUGGCUUCCUCCGCCCGGAACGUCCACCAGGGCCGCGGGCCAGUGCUCCCUUCUCCCGGCUCCACACGCAUCGCCUUCGCCUUUCACGCUGUAUUCACUCCCCCUGGU